GGUUUUUGGUCUGAAAUAAGCAAAUAUAAGCAGCUGAGUACGACAAUCUGGUACCGUUGGCUGCCACUCACUCACCAAGCAGCAGAAGACAUCAUGGCGGGUCUGUGUCGGUCAGCGCUGAGCAUCUUGCGGUCAGCAGGAGCUCGCCAACUCAACACGGAUGUCAAGACUGUCACCCUCAUCCCUGGCGAUGGCAUUGGCCCCGAGAUUUCCGCAGCAGUGCAGAAGAUCUUUGCCACAGCUGAGGUCCCCAUUGCCUGGGAAGCGGUGGAUGUCACACCUGUGAAGGGACCCGACGGCAAGUUUGGCAUUCCUCCGGCAGCCAUCGAGUCUGUCAACCGUAACGGGAUUGGGUUAAAGGGACCUCUCAUGACACCUGUGGGGAAGGGCCACCGCUCUCUUAACCUGGCCAUUCGCAAGGAGUUCAACCUGUAUGCCAACGUGAGGCCUUGCCGCAGCGUGGAGGGCUACGAGACCCUCUAUCGGGACGUGGACGUGGUAACCAUCCGAGAGAACACAGAGGGAGAGUACUCUGGGAUAGAGCAUGAAAUUGUCGACGGCGUGGUGCAGAGUAUCAAGCUGAUCACCGAGCCGGCCUCACGCAGGGUGGCUGAGUAUGCCUUCAAAUAUGCUCGCAACAAUGGCAGGUCCAAAGUGACGGCUGUACACAAAGCUAACAUCAUGCGGAUGUCUGAUGGGCUGUUCCUCCGCUGCUGUCGGGAGGCAGCAGAAAGGAACCCAGACAUCAAGUUUGAGGAGCGUUACCUGGACACAGUGUGCCUUAACAUGGUGCAGGACCCCUCCCAGUAUGAUGUGUUGGUGAUGCCAAAUCUCUACGGUGACAUCCUCUCUGACCUUUGCGCUGGCCUGGUAGGCGGCCUUGGGCUCACCCCCUCAGGAAACAUUGGAGAGGGUGGCGCUGUGUUCGAGUCUGUCCACGGUACUGCCCCAGACAUUGCAGGUCAGGACAAGGCAAAUCCCACGGCCCUUCUACUGUCUGCAGUAAUGAUGCUGCGCUUCAUGGAUCUGUACAACCAUGCCGCCAUCAUCGAGCAGGCCUGCUUUGAGACCAUCAAAGAGGGUAAAUAUAGAACAGGGGAUCUUGGUGGCACAGCAAAGUGCUCAGAAUUCACUGAUGAGAUUUGUCAUAAGAUUGCAAACUCGUAACUUAAGUCUUCCUGUUUUAACACCAUAAUACGUUUGGAGCCGAAAUGUGUGUAUCAGAUCUGUAGUACUUAAAAUGCGUAGAUAAAAGGAUGCAGAAAGAGCACAAGUUUAACAUUCAGAUAGAUAGACAGUUGCAUUUAGUUUUGAUUAUAGCUUUUGUUGCUAUUUGUUAAUCUAAAAUUGUGGUGCUCAUUGGGCAGCCAUGACGAUCUCAUGAAACAAGUGAAAAUGUCUUUGCUAUAUUUUUAAGAGAGGUUUGAAAUAUGUAGAGGCAACUUUUAGUCAGCUUAUAAAAUUGGAUAUUAGUGAAGGUAAUAUGAAGUUGUUUGUUUGAAAUUUUUUAUACUGAAAAGCCUGUCUGUUUGUCUGUUAAUAGAAGGAAAGGUGACAACUGAAAAAUGGUGUCAAGAUGAUUGUAAAUUGUCUACCUAAUUUACUGUUUUGUAUAUAGUGAAAUUCUCUGUUUAUACAAUGUACAGAAAUAAAUGUGUUAUAUCAU
Molecule: messenger RNA, 1666 nt
Organism: Eriocheir sinensis (Chinese mitten crab)
Lineage: Eukaryota; Metazoa; Arthropoda; Malacostraca; Decapoda; Varunidae
Gene: Idh3a
Product: probable isocitrate dehydrogenase [NAD] subunit alpha, mitochondrial
Exons: 4
Coding region: 94-1167 (357 amino acids)
Biological process (GO): tricarboxylic acid cycle; isocitrate metabolic process
Cellular component (GO): mitochondrion
Molecular function (GO): magnesium ion binding; isocitrate dehydrogenase (NAD+) activity; NAD binding
Source: RefSeq, a predicted model, not a curated record